Messenger RNA from Toxorhynchites rutilus septentrionalis, 3019 nucleotides. RefSeq lists its product as uncharacterized. Bases 1359 to 2876 code for a protein of 505 amino acids. NCBI's taxonomy places the organism in Eukaryota, Metazoa, Arthropoda, Insecta, Diptera, Culicidae. The record is from RefSeq and is a predicted model, not a curated record. The transcript has 2 exons.
CGAUUUGCGGACUUUGUUCUGUUGGCAUUGUAAAACGAAAAUAUUCACUCAACACUGAUGAAUGUUAUCAAAAAGUGUCUUACAAACGACCCUGUCUGUCUUACAAAUGAUCUUAGCAAUGGAUACAAAAAUUUGUCAUCACGCCUUUUGGCAUCCAACAGCUGGGGUCACGUUUUAUCUGAGUCACUCAAGCCCAUAAAAUAAAAUCAUUUAGGAUUGGUGGCUUGACGAAAUUUUGAGGGUUUACCAAGGCCACAGUUUUCAAUUGAGGUUAUUGAUGAGCGGUAGAACAAAGUUUAGGAACAGAAUAAUCGGUUUGACCAUAGGAUUGUUUAAAUGAGUCAAUAUACGAUUGGCGGAAUGAUUAUGGUCUUACUUAACUUGGAACGAAUACAUCAGUUUAAGCUCUUCAAAUCGCAAAAGAUUUCGCCAAACUACUGCCUGCCACGAAAGCCAACAAGAUGGCGUUGCGUUCAACAUUUUUAUAAAUGAAGGUAUCUGUGUAUACACUGUAAUAAAAUAAAUAUUUGUAAUUGAAUUUAAAAAAAAUCUGUAUGUAAAUUCUGUAUCAUUGCCGAAAAUCUGUAAUUCUGUAUCUGAAAUUUGGCGAAAAAUCUGUAAAAUACAGAAUAUUCUGGAUAUGUGGCAACCCUGGUGUACACGUGUUCUGUUAAACCAUUUGUUUUAUCUGUUUUAGAAUUAGUUCGUUCUUCCAAACCAGAAAUGAGUGCAUUAGCCCUGCUGAAAGCGUGACAUAAAAUUGUUGUACUUGAACCGAUUCAUUUAUCAUGGAUCCACAAAAAAACAUGGUGGAACAGUUAUGCUUAGAAUAUCAACAUGGGACAAUUGAGCUUGAUUUUGUUUUUUUAAAAGCUGGGAACAAACAAUAUCUUUUUUGUGUUUUUUUUCGGAAAAAUAGGCAUUAAAACAUCGUUUUAUGAAGGAAACUCAAAAUUGUCAAAAAUUAACAUGGGACAACUAUGCGUAGAACGGCAGUGUACAAAUUGCAAUAUUCUUGGGAUUGAUCCGAAACGAAACACAAAGCCAUUCAUGACGAAAUUAUUUCCUUCCCGUAUAACCCAAAUAUUUUUAAGACACAGUAGUAGAUUCGUCUUAUCAGUAGUUGAUAUCAGAAACAUUUGUUAUCCACAAAAUCAAGAUACGUUCUGUCCGCAUUUCGAUUACAACAGUCACAUCACUAGUAUUCGUUCAAGCGCGCGUAAGCUCAACAAAAUCCACUGAACACCGAUUGACAGUUGCCGUUUGGUUUCGUUGAAUUGUCAGGUGAUCGUUUUUUCACUGGUGCUGUUGGUUUUCAAAUUGCGAAAUUUUCUAACUAUCCGCGGUUCCAAAUUAAAAUGAAUGGCCAAUCGCUAAAGAACGACGAUCGUUAUCCGAUCGCGGAACGAAAUCGUCGGGCCAAAAUGAAGUUUCUCGUCGGAGUGAAGGAUUUCUACGAUAACAAGAAAACCUCCAUCGAGUUGCGCACCACAGGAAACCCCGAGAUGGAUCUAUCCAUUCCUGGUACUCCUGUUUCAUCGAAAUAUCUCAGUUCGUUGCCAAGUCGGCAGUUAAAGGCAGAAGAGCAACAAAAGGACCAUGUUCUACUGCCAAAUGAGAUCAUUAUCAGCAGCAUGGUCAUCGACAAGUUUCUAGCGGACAUGAAAACUUUGGAUUCCGACGAAAACUAUGCUGAAGUCACUGACAAAGUCGAAGAAGAUGAAACCAAAGUGGAAACCAAGCAAGAGAAUGCUACUGCUGAGCAAUACUUUCUAGAGUCGGAGCAAAUGCGUAUGUACCAACGAACAUUCAGCCAAGCUGUGCAGACAUUGCACAGUGCUGAGGUAAAAAGUCCUCUCGUAAAACGCUACUUUGAAGAGUCAUCUGCUAAGCAAACCUACAGUCGCGACUUCGAAGAAUCUUGCAAGGUAUUGGAUCCUACACAAUUACCAUCCGAUCAACUGGAUAUCGACUCAACAACCAUCACGAAAGGUUACAAAACAUCGGUUCCGGGAACUCCCAUUGAUUCGAAGCAUCUGAAUAACCUCAAAUUGAAGAACUACAUCAGUGACUCUUCGGAUGAUGAGAAUGAUGAUGAAUAUAUUACCUCCAAACUAGCUGAUCCAUUGGAUAAGUUUAUUCGUGACAUGGAACAACUGAAGGCAGCAAAGUAUGGUGAUAUGAGCAAGAUAAAAAAUGAUACUUCGGGAAACAUUUCGUCGGAGGUAGUUCAGGAAUCCUCCGAAGUGAAGCAACCUGAGAUUGAUUCGAUUGAACAACCAUUGGAUUUGGAGCAGACUAUUCAAAAAUGUGGCUCAUUGGAAGAAUUGCUUGGAAAAUUCCAACCUUUGGAGGUUGACAAGCAAAACAGAAACGAGUUUUGUGUUGAUGAGUACAUGAACACCUCGGAUGAUAGAAGGACCUACGCGAGAACAUUUUCGGAAGCCGCUCAGUUAUUGCACUCAACAGAUGCGAAAAACCCGAACCUUUGCAAUUAUUUUGAAGAGUCGGAUAAGAUCAAAUCUUUCAAACGUGGAUUCUCAGAGGUGUACCAAGAGAUUGGAAAACAACACGAUAACCAAUGUGGCGAUGAAAGACGGAACGAAAUUUCAGUUACAUGCUCCAGCGCCUUUGAUAGAUCAGCAGCAACAGCUUCAACUUCAAAUGAAUGUGUUAGGAAUGAAACAGAAGAUAUAUCCAUACCGGGAACACCUAUCAACUCGAGAAAGAUAUGUCCGAAGGACAAAACGAUGCCUACGAUUGAAGCGAAACGAGAGAAUGGAGCCGACCGUCCGGAGGUUGAUAAGUCAAUACCAGAACGCAACGGGAACGUCGACAGGGAGUUCUGGAAGAAUUUUGGUGCUGCGUCGUUGUAGUGCACUAAAAUAUAGACGAAGAAUUAGGAGGAAAAUUAAUUUCAAAAUAAUCGUUUAAAUAAUAAUUGAUGAAUAAAGUUGUAUAAGUUGAACUUAAAAUUGUUUCUUGUUUUCAUGGUAGAGAAAUCAACCCAAUAAUCGAG